AUGGCAAGCUACUCCGAGAAUGGCUCUACUUUAAGUGCAAUCUCGUUGAGGUUUGCUCUGGAGUUAGGUAUGUCAAAUGCAGUCGAUCGCCUGGUCUGCAAGAGCACCCAACGAGCAAGGACAAGCGAAGAAACCGGGGCAGAAGAAAGAGAGCUAUAUCGAAUUGCAAGAGUAUGGUUUGGCGUCUGCAACCUAGAAAUGUUCUUUUCGCUCGACGGUGGUAAACUCCCCGGCAUAACACUAGAUACCUCGCCUCGCAGAGUACGCGCCCUCUUGAACCACCCCGAGAAGACACUAGUCGACAUUAGGCUCUUGUCUCAAGUAGAAUUGAAUAUCAUCCGAACAAAUGCGUACAUUGACAUGGCGAAUCAACGUAGCUCACCAAUAGUUCCUAACAGCGAGAGUAUCCUUCGUUCCACCGUCCGUACCACCAACCUUGAGCUAGCACUUUGGCUGGAUGAAUGGACUGGCAUAAUCUCAAACGACCCAUUACCUUACGAAAAGUCGCUUGCGCUCCUAAAUCUACAUAUACAGUACGAAUGGGCUCUCAUUACACUGCAUCUGAAAGCCUUGUCAGAUUCAGGAGUUGAAAACCUCGCCAUCAUGAACGAUUUCCAACGUGACAUGGUUUGCACGGCCAAGGACGCGGCAGUUCGGCACCUCAAGAACCUUCUCCGAGCAUCUUCUUCACCAUCCUCACCUAUUAUUUCGCCAAACGAUAAUACCCCAGAUCAAGCUCAACCCGACCGUCCGAGUGCGUAUUUGACGACCUUCAAAUGGACGAUGGACUAUGUUUGGGCUAAAUGCGCCUACUCCGUUCUUCUCGUUCUAAAACUCGCUCUACUGCUCCGGGAGCCACCUUCCGAUCUCAUGCUCCUUCUACGCGAUGCCCACAAAGUACUUGAGGAACUCAAAAAGAUCACCGUUGGACACAUUUCCUACUUUCAGAUUCUGCAAACCAGCAUCGAGAAAUGUGAAAAUGCGCUAAAGGAAUACAUGUCGGCACAACAGCCCAAUGCAAUUCCCAAUGAACUGGGAAAUGAUGAUCUCUUGGAGGAUGGAGCAGCUAUUGGAGUGGAAGAUCAUCGAUCCGCUGAAAGCGACUUCCAGGGAUAUGCACCAAGCGAAUUCGUGUUCGAGUGGGACUUCCCAGGCUUGAACUUACGACAUAUGCCGUUGAGCUGGCAAGACUUGUUCAUUGAUCUGGACAAUGUGUUCUGA
Messenger RNA from Lindgomyces ingoldianus, 1221 nucleotides. RefSeq lists its product as uncharacterized. The transcript has 2 exons. Bases 1 to 1221 code for a protein of 406 amino acids. Lineage: Eukaryota; Fungi; Ascomycota; Dothideomycetes; Pleosporales; Lindgomycetaceae. The record is from RefSeq and is a predicted model, not a curated record.